UACAAAGCAAUGUCAGCAGACGUCGAGAACACGAACGUCAGCCAUUCGCGGUUCAUCAACGAAGCGAGUCCGCGAACGCGCUGGAAAGAUGAUAUCGACAACGAGGGCGCCCUGAAAGGCAUUGAGGAGGCGGAGGAGCAUUUUGCGGAUCUUAAACCAGGAAAGGGGAAAUUGUCUCCGACCUCUACCCACCUCUUCAAACUUAUACUACCCUUGGGCCACCUCUCGUCGCGUUACAAUAGCAAGAACGAGGAGUCAUCCCCCGCCCCGCCCACUGUCUUCCUGCUUCACCCGUCGCAACCGCUCUCGCAUGUCUCUCGCCUAAUCCUUGCCUCACUCGCGCCGGCUACGCCCUCAAUAACGUUUAGAAGCACGUCCCCCACGACCGGUUCUGAAUUCCAAUGGAGCGACGCGACUGACGUCGCCGAUUUCGCCCGCGACGCCGCGAGCGCGCGUGAGUUCUGGAUACAUAUCAGCAAUUCCCCCAUCCCCGCCGUCGGUGUAAGCCCCCAACUGAAGGACCCUAAAGGCGAGUCAAAUCAAGUGGAUGGACUGCAGGAUACCGUUAUCGAAGUUGAGGUGCCGACGUUCGCGGACCGCACACGGUAUCUCCGCCGGCGGCUGGACAUUAUUGGGCGCGAGCUGAAGGAGAUGGAAACGCUGAAGAAGAAGUGUGAUUCUGAGGCGCACCGUAGCGCGAGAUCGCUGGCUGUGGGCGGGUUGGCCAUGCUCGUGGUAUAUUGGGGAGUAGUGGCGAGAUUGACGUUCUGGGACCUUGGCUGGGACGUCAUGGAGCCGGUCACGUAUCUCUCAGGCCUAUCCAUGGUCAUCCUAGGCUAUCUCUGGUUCUUAUACCAAGGUCGCGAAGUAUCAUACGCCUCUGUGCUCGACCGAUCAAUAUCAGCUCAUCGCGAGGCCCUCUAUCGAGCCCACGGAUUUGACAUUGACCGUUGGAUCGAGCUUGUCAACGAAGCAAAACAGGUCAAGCGCGAAAUUGCGAAGAUCGCGGCCGACUACGACGAACACAAGCGCGAGGCUGAACCGCGGAAAGAAAACGACACCCCAAGUGCCUCAGCUUCAACCGGCGAAGGCAAGGGAAACGCCGAGAAGGCAGGUUUGCAUAUGCAGGAUCGAGAUGGCGACGGUGUUCUGGAAGGCGCGGAGAUCCUGAGCGACCAAGAAGUGAAGAAAGAGGACAAGAAACGGAAGAUACAGCUUGACCGAGAAGGGCGAGAUGUCAGUAGUGCGGAUGAGGUGAUCAACGGCUAGACGCGGAUUUGCCAUAAUGGAGUGCAUUGACGAUGAUAGAGGAUACAUCACGCAUAUACCUUCAAUAUUUAACAUCG
Punctularia strigosozonata HHB-11173 SS5 is the source of this 1346-nucleotide messenger RNA. RefSeq lists its product as uncharacterized. Gene Ontology annotation, cellular component: mitochondrial inner membrane; uniplex complex. The transcript is spliced from 5 exons. Bases 10 to 1269 code for a protein of 419 amino acids. The record is from RefSeq and is a predicted model, not a curated record. Gene Ontology annotation, molecular function: calcium channel activity; uniporter activity. NCBI's taxonomy places the organism in Eukaryota, Fungi, Basidiomycota, Agaricomycetes, Corticiales, Punctulariaceae. Gene Ontology annotation, biological process: calcium import into the mitochondrion; mitochondrial calcium ion homeostasis.